AUGGCCGGGGCCUCGGUGAAGGUGGCGGUACGCGUCCGCCCCUUCAAUUCCCGGGAGAUGAGCCGAGACUCCAAGUGCAUCAUCCAGAUGUCCGGAAGCACCACCACUAUCGUUAACCCCAAACAGCCCAAGGAGACCCCCAAAAGCUUCAGCUUCGACUACUCCUACUGGUCACACACCUCGCCCGAGGACAUCAACUAUGCCUCCCAGAAGCAGGUAUAUCGGGACAUUGGGGAGGAGAUGCUGCAGCACGCCUUCGAGGGCUACAAUGUGUGCAUCUUCGCCUACGGGCAGACCGGGGCCGGCAAGUCCUACACCAUGAUGGGCAAGCAGGAGAAGGACCAGCAGGGCAUCAUCCCACAGCUCUGUGAGGACCUGUUCUCCCGAAUCAACGACACGACCAAUGACAACAUGUCCUACUCCGUGGAGGUCAGCUACAUGGAGAUUUACUGUGAGCGCGUCCGCGACCUCCUGAAUCCCAAGAACAAGGGCAACCUGCGCGUGAGGGAGCACCCACUGCUGGGGCCGUACGUGGAGGACCUCUCCAAGCUGGCCGUCACCUCUUACAAUGACAUCCAGGAUCUCAUGGACUCAGGGAACAAGGCCAGGACCGUGGCAGCCACAAACAUGAACGAAACCAGCAGCCGCUCCCACGCGGUCUUCAACAUCAUUUUCACCCAGAAGCGCCACGAUGCAGAGACCAACAUCACCACGGAGAAAGUGAGCAAGAUCAGCCUGGUGGACCUGGCCGGGAGUGAGCGGGCCGACUCCACAGGAGCCAAGGGCACGCGUCUCAAGGAGGGAGCCAACAUCAAUAAGUCCUUGACCACGCUGGGGAAGGUGAUCUCUGCUCUGGCUGAAAUGGACUCUGGGCCCAAUAAGAACAAGAAAAAGAAGAAGACAGAUUUCAUUCCAUACAGAGAUUCUGUGCUGACCUGGCUCCUCCGAGAAAACCUGGGCGGGAACUCAAGGACGGCGAUGGUCGCGGCCCUGAGCCCCGCAGACAUCAACUACGACGAGACCCUGAGCACGCUGAGGUAUGCCGACCGGGCCAAACAGAUCCGCUGUAACGCCGUCAUCAAUGAGGACCCGAACAACAAGCUGAUCCGUGAGCUGAAGGACGAGGUGACGCGGCUGCGGGACCUGCUGUAUGCCCAGGGUCUCGGGGACAUCACCGACAUGACCAAUGCCCUGGUGGGCAUGAGCCCCUCGUCCUCGCUCUCGGCCCUGUCCAGCCGUGCCGCCUCCGUGUCCAGCCUGCACGAGCGCAUCUUGUUUGCCCCGGGCAGUGAGGAGGCCAUCGAGAGGCUGAAGGAGACGGAGAAGAUCAUCGCCGAGCUCAAUGAGACAUGGGAGGAGAAGCUGCGACGCACGGAAGCCAUCCGGAUGGAGAGGGAAGCCCUGCUGGCCGAGAUGGGCGUGGCCAUGAGGGAGGACGGCGGCACCCUGGGGGUGUUCUCUCCCAAAAAGACACCACAUCUGGUCAACCUGAAUGAGGACCCACUGAUGUCUGAGUGCCUCUUGUACUACAUCAAGGACGGGAUAACCAGAGUGGGCCGUGAGGAUGCAGAGAGACGGCAGGACAUUGUCCUGAGUGGGCAUUUCAUCAAGGAGGAGCACUGCAUCUUCCGGAGCGACUCCCGAGGGGGCAGUGAAGCCGUGGUGACCCUGGAGCCCUGUGAGGGUGCAGACACUUAUGUCAAUGGCAAGAAAGUCACAGAGCCCAGUAUCCUGCGGUCAGGAAACCGCAUCAUCAUGGGAAAGAGCCACGUGUUCCGGUUCAACCACCCUGAGCAGGCGAGGCAGGAGCGGGAGCGCACGCCCUGUGCGGAGACGCCCGCCGGGCCCGUGGACUGGGCCUUCGCGCAGCGAGAGCUGCUGGAGAAGCAGGGCAUUGACAUGAAGCAGGAGAUGGAGCAGAGACUCCAGGAGCUGGAGGACCAGUACCGCCGGGAGCGGGAGGAGGCCACGUACCUGCUAGAGCAGCAGAGGCUGGACUACGAGAGCAAGCUGGAGGCCCUGCAGAGGCAGAUGGACUCCAGGUACUACCCCGAGGUGAACGAGGAGGAGGAGGAGCCCGAGGAUGAAGUCCAGUGGACUGAGAGAGAAUGUGAGCUGGCGCUUUGGGCUUUCCGCAAGUGGAAGUGGUACCAGUUCACGUCACUGCGGGACCUGCUGUGGGGCAACGCCAUCUUCCUCAAGGAGGCCAAUGCCAUCAGUGUUGAGCUCAAGAAGAAGGUCCAGUUCCAAUUCGUCCUCCUCACGGACACUCUCUACUCCCCGCUGCCACCGGAUCUGCUGCCUCCGGAGGCCGCCAAAGACCGGGAGACUCGCCCCUUCCCCCGCACCAUUGUGGCCGUGGAGGUCCAGGACCAGAAGAAUGGGGCCACCCACUACUGGACGCUGGAGAAGCUCAGGCAGCGCCUGGACCUGAUGCGGGAGAUGUACGACCGGGCGGCGGAGGUGCCCUCCAGUGUCAUUGAGGACUGUGACAACGUGGUGACUGGCGGAGACCCCUUCUACGACCGCUUUCCCUGGUUCCGGCUGGUGGGCAGGGCCUUCGUGUACCUGAGCAACUUGCUGUACCCCGUGCCCCUGGUGCACCGUGUGGCUGUCGUCAGUGAGAAGGGAGAGGUGAAGGGUUUCCUUCGCGUGGCCGUCCAGGCCACCUCAGCUGACGAGGAGGCCCCUGACUAUGGCUCUGGCGUCCGGCAGUCAGGGACUGCCAGAAUCUCCUUUGAUGACCAGCACUUUGAAAAGUUCCAGUCUGAAUCCUGCCCAGUGGUGGGGAUGUCCCGCUCAGGGACCUCCCAGGAAGAGCUGCGCAUCGUGGAAGGUCAGGGCCAGGGUGCAGACGCUGGGCCCUCAGCCGACGAGGUCAACAAUAACACCUGCUCAGCCGUGUCUCCGGAAGGCCUCCUCCUGGACAGCCCUGAGAAGGCCCCCCUGGACGGGCCGCUGGACGCCGCCCUGGACCAUCUGCGCCUGGGCAACACCUUUACCUUCCGUGUGACCGUCCUGCAGGCGUCCAGCAUCUCUGCUGAAUAUGCCGACAUCUUCUGCCAGUUCAACUUCAUCCAUCGCCACGAUGAGGCCUUCUCCACGGAGCCCCUCAAGAACACAGGGAGGGGCCCCCCACUCGGCUUCUACCAUGUCCAAAAUAUCGCGGUGGAGGUGACCAAGUCCUUCAUCGAGUAUAUCAAGAGCCAGCCCAUCGUGUUCGAGGUCUUUGGUCACUACCAGCAGCACCCGUUCCCACCCCUCUGCAAGGACGUGCUCAGCCCCCUGAGGCCCUCGCGCCGCCACUUCCCAAGGGUCAUGCCGCUGUCCAAGCCAGUGCCUGCGACCAAGCUCAGCACUCUGGCGCGGCCCUGCCCUGGGCCCUGUCACUGCAAGUACGACCUCCUGGUCUACUUCGAGAUCUGCGAGCUGGAGGCCAAUGGCGAUUACAUUCCUGCAGUCGUGGACCACCGUGGCGGGAUGCCAUGCAUGGGGACCUUCCUGCUUCACCAGGGCAUCCAGAGACGGAUUACUGUGACCCUGCUGCAUGAGACAGGCAGCCACAUCCGCUGGAAGGAAGUUCGAGAGCUGGUCGUGGGUCGAAUCCGAAACACACCAGAAACUGAUGAAUCCCUGAUCGACCCCAACAUCUUGUCUCUCAACAUCCUGUCCUCUGAUUACAUCCACCCGGCCCAGGAUGACCGGACCUUCUACCAGUUCGAGGCUGCGUGGGACAGCUCCAUGCACAACUCUCUCCUGCUCAACCGGGUCACCCCGUACCGAGAGAAGAUCUACAUGACUGUCUCAGCUUACAUCGAGAUGGAGAAUUGCACCCAGCCAGCGGUCAUCACCAAGGACUUCUGCAUGGUCUUCUACUCUCGGGACGCCAAGCUGCCUGCUUCGCGCUCCAUCCGCAACCUGUUUGGCAGUGGGAGCCUGCGGGCCUCGGAGAGCAACCGCGUGACGGGCGUCUAUGAGCUCAGCCUGUGCCACGUGGCCGAUGCAGGCAGCCCAGGGAUGCAGCGGCGGCGAAGGCGAGUGCUGGAUACAUCUGUGGCCUACGUCCGGGGCGAGGAGAACCUGGCGGGCUGGCGGCCCCGGAGCGACAGCCUCAUCCUGGACCACCAAUGGGAGCUGGAGAAGCUGAGCCUGCUGCAGGAGGUGGAGAAGACCAGGCAUUACCUGCUGCUGCGGGAGAAGCUGGAGACCACCCAGCGGCCCGGCCCCGAGGCACCAUCCCCUGCCUCCAGUGAGGACUCUGGGUCCCACGGCUCAUCCAGCGCCUCCUCCCCACUCUCUGCUGAGGGCCGGCCGUCCCCUGUGGAGGCUCCCAACGAGAGGCAGCGGGAGCUGGCCGUCAAGUGUUUACGCCUCCUCACGCACACGUUCAACAGAGAGUACACCCACAGCCACGUCUGCGUCAGCGCCAGUGAGAGCAAGCUCUCCGAGAUGUCUGUCACCCUGCUCCGGGACCCGUCCAUGUCACCUCUGGGCACGGCCACGCUCACGCCCUCCUCCACCUGCCCCUCUCUGGUUGAAGGGCGGUAUGGAGCCGCAGAGCUGAGGACCCCUCAGCCCUGCUCCCGGCCGGCCAGCCCAGAACCUGAGCCUGUGCCAGAGGCAGAUUCGAAGAAGCUUCCCUCCCCGGCUCGGGCAACAGAGGUAGACAAGGAGCCCCAGCGCCUGCUGGUUCCUGACAUCCAAGAGAUCCGGGUCAGCCCCAUCGUGUCGAAGAAGGGCUACCUGCACUUCCUGGAGCCGCACACGGCAGGUUGGGCCAAGCGCUUUGUGGUCGUACGACGUCCCUAUGCCUACCUAUACAACAGCGACAAGGACUCUGUGGAGAGGUUUGUGCUCAACCUGUCCACAGCCCAGGUGGAGUACAGCGAGGACCAGCAGGCCAUGCUCAAGACGCCCAACACGUUUGCCGUGUGCACGGAGCACCGCGGCAUCCUGCUGCAGGCCAACAGUGACAAGGACAUGCACGACUGGCUGUAUGCCUUCAACCCUCUCCUGGCCGGCACCAUACGGUCCAAGCUCUCCAGAAGGCGGUCUGCCCAGAUGAGGGUGUGAGCCGGAGCCCUCCCGGACAGCCACAGGCCGGCCCCCCCAGCCCUCAUCACCACCCGUCAUGUCACCGCGCCCAGCCUGCCCCUACCAGCCAGCCAGCGAGUUCCCUCUUGGGGACCGCGUCGGGCCCCGUGAGCGCCACCUCUGGCCCUGGGACCUGCACCAUACGACCUGUCCUGCUCCCAGCAGAGGCCGUGUUUGUUCUUUGGUCUUUCCAAGCGUGCCCUGGGUGGGAAGAGCUGGGAGGUGCUGGAAAGGCAGAGGGCACAAGCCACAGGGGCAUCGCUGCCGUUCUAAUAUUUUUUUAAGCA
Enhydra lutris kenyoni (northern sea otter) is the source of this 5381-nucleotide messenger RNA. Its product is annotated as kinesin family member 1A. Gene Ontology annotation, molecular function: microtubule motor activity; microtubule binding; ATP binding. Gene Ontology annotation, biological process: microtubule-based movement. The record is from RefSeq and is a predicted model, not a curated record. The transcript is spliced from 46 exons. Lineage: Eukaryota; Metazoa; Chordata; Mammalia; Carnivora; Mustelidae. Bases 1 to 5073 code for a protein of 1690 amino acids.